Molecule: messenger RNA, 345 nt
Organism: Paracoccidioides lutzii Pb01
Exons: 1
Coding region: 1-345 (114 amino acids)
Source: RefSeq, a predicted model, not a curated record
AUGGUACCUAAAAAUGAAGUCUACCUCGAAUUCGCAGUCGUCCGCCUCAGGGAAAUCUUCAACACCCUGCACCGUAUGGGCCCCGUCAUCCAAGACCUGAAGAUAUCUACAGCCAUACCAGACAAGAUCAGCACCACCGCAUUCGUCAUCGCCUUCCUGGACUGGGCUAUCUCGCCCAGAUCCAUCGCAGGAGAUCUCAUCCGGGUGCUUGAGAGGGUCGAUGUUAACGUAAUGGAGGAGGAUGUUGACACCGUCAUGCACAAGCUGACGAUGAAGAACGAGGCGAAGGAAGCCGUUGUUUCGUGGGCGCGGUUCUGGUGUUUGAAUCUCUUGUUUCCGAGUUAG